AUGUACUACGCCGGCGCUCCUGGUCCGCAGGAUCAUGAGAACCUGCCUGUGUUCACCGUCAACUACCCUCGGAUACAGGUGCCCUUCGAAAUCACCUUGUGGAUCUUACUGGCCUCCUUUGCCAAGAUCGGUUUCAAUGUGUAUCACAAGAUCACCAUUUGGAUCCCUGAGUCCUGCUUGCUGAUCACCGUGGGCCUGGUGGUAGGAGGGAUCAUGUAUUCGGUGAAGGAAGUGCCUCCUCCUGUUCUGAGCUCCAAUGUCUUUUUCCUCUACAUGCUGCCGCCCAUUGUUUUGGACUCCAGCUACUUCAUGCCGACACGGCCCUUGUUUGAAAAUCUCGGCACGGUGCUCUGGUUUGCCGUGGUGGGCACGCUCUGGAACUCCAUCGGCAUCGGCCUGUCACUCUAUGCUGUGUGCCAUAUAGAGGCCCUGGGCGUGCAGGACAUCAACCUUCAGGAGAACAUUCUGUUUGCCUCCAUCAUCUCCGCCGUGGACCCCGUUGCUGUACUUGCCGUCUUCGAGGAUAUCAAUGUCAAUGAGCAGCUCUACAUUGUGGUGUUUGGGGAGUGCCUGUUUAAUGAUGCCGUCACAGUGGUUCUGUACAACAUGUUCACCUUUGUUGCCAACAUGCCGAAAGUAGAGACUGUGGACUUGGUCCUCUGUGUGACCCGUUUUGUGGUGGUGGGCCUGGGAGGCAUGCUCUUCGGCCUCCUGUUUGGCUUUGUGGCAGCAUUCACCACACGCCUCACCUCCCGCGUGCGUGAGAUCGAGCCCCUCUUUGUCUUCAUGUACAGCUACUUAGCCUACCUGGUGGCGGAGCUCUUGUCCCUUUCCAGCAUCAUGGCCAUUGUCAUCUGUGCGGUGACCAUGAAGUACUAUGUGGAGGAGAAUGUGGCCCAGCGCUCCUGCACCACCAUCCGGCAUGUCAUCAAGAUGCUGGGAACUAUGUCUGAGACACUGAUCUUCUUCUUCCUGGGUGUGGUCACUAUUACCACUGACCACGAGUGGAACUGGGGAUACAUCUGCUUCACCCUACUUUUUACCUUCAUCUGGAGGGGCCUGGGUGUUCUGGUUCUCACCCAGAUCAUUAACCCUUUCCGCACCAUUCCAUUCAAUUUUAAGGACCAAUUUGGUCUGGCGUACAGUGGAGUUCGGGGGGCUGUCUGCUUUGCGUUGGCUUACCUGCUGCCACAAAGCAUCACUAGCCGGAAUCUCUUUGUUACCACCACCAUUGUCGUCAUCCUCUUUACAGUCUUCAUCCAGGGACUCAGCAUCAGACCCCUGGCAGAGUUCAUCAACAUGAGGAGGACCAAUAGGAAGCUGAACACCAUUAAUUUUGAGAUACACCAACGGCUUAUGGAACACACUGUUGCUGGAAUUGAGGACCUCUGUGGACAGUGGAGCCACUACUACUGGAAGGACAAGUUUAAGAAGUUCAAUGACUUGGUCCUCAGGAGGAUCCUAAUCAAAGACAACAGAGCAGAGUCAAGCAUUGUGGCUCUGUACAAGAAGCUGGAGCUGCAGAAUGCCUUGGAGCUGCUAGACAAAACCCAAGGUGACCUCAGUGCUGCUCCCUCGCUCCUAGACAUUCAUGAAGAGAGGAUGGCUGCCCCUAAGCCGAAAAAAUUAAAGUUCUUGGCGACUGACCUGAGGAACAUGCAUGACCUGCUGUCCAAGAACAUGUACCAAAUCCGCCAGAGGACUGUGGAGUACACCAAAAAGAGCGCCCUGCCCAAUGAGGCAAAGGCCAGGGAGAUUUUGAUUCGACGGCACGCCAGCCUCAGACACAGCUUCCGGGCUGGUAGCGUCCAGAGGCAGAGUGUGAAAAAGUCCCACAAGUACUUCUCCUUGCCUCCUGGAAAAGGUCUGGAAGCCAUAUUUCCUCCCAAAAGACGCAGCUUUCAUGGUCCAAGAGACACAGAGUUAGAGCUGGAGCCACUGUCAACCAGGCCUGGUGUUGGCGUGUUUCAGCGCCCUUCCCACACAACCGUAACCCCACAGAACAUGGACCCUCUCAAGGAGUUACCCAUGGAUGAGGUUGCCAGCCAGACCUCCGAAGAACUCCCAGCGGAUGGAAAUUGGGACCCCCCCUUGGAACGUGGAUCAUCCCCCUAUCGCACUAGCAGACGUGGUCACCCCGACCAUGGAGUUGAGGUAGGGCGGAUAUCUCCAUCUGCACCCCCAAGAAGGGCUCCACAACCAUUGAGUCGAAGAGAUUUCGGGCAACCAAACACCCAACUCCAGAAACCGCUUUGGAAGCCUCGUAGCCCAGGUGACCCUUCGAGCUCCUGAGAGUAAAGGGACUACUUGUUGGACCAAUCUUGAACAAACCAGAUGGUAACUCUAAGUUCCUGCUGGCACACUGCAAAACCUGAUUCUUUAUGAAUCAAAGAGGAAAAGCA
Scleropages formosus (Asian bonytongue) is the source of this 2402-nucleotide messenger RNA. RefSeq names its product solute carrier family 9 member 2 (gene slc9a2). The transcript has 13 exons. Gene Ontology annotation, cellular component: plasma membrane. The coding region runs from base 1 to 2292 and encodes 763 amino acids. Gene Ontology annotation, molecular function: sodium:proton antiporter activity; potassium:proton antiporter activity. NCBI's taxonomy places the organism in Eukaryota, Metazoa, Chordata, Actinopteri, Osteoglossiformes, Osteoglossidae. Gene Ontology annotation, biological process: sodium ion import across plasma membrane; regulation of intracellular pH; proton transmembrane transport. The record is from RefSeq and is a predicted model, not a curated record.